Molecule: messenger RNA, 1842 nt
Organism: Myotis davidii
Lineage: Eukaryota; Metazoa; Chordata; Mammalia; Chiroptera; Vespertilionidae
Product: RNA exonuclease 1 homolog
Exons: 2
Cellular component (GO): nucleus
Molecular function (GO): nucleic acid binding; exonuclease activity
Source: RefSeq, a predicted model, not a curated record
AUGGAAAGUGGGGAGGGAGCCUUAUGGAGGGAUGACCAUAUGUUCCAGCCCCCCAAAGAAGAGAAGGUGGAAGACAAGGAGCCAUUGCAUCUGACUACUCUGUACCCUGAGCAGGAGACAUAGAGGACCUCUCAUCUCACCAAGCAAGGCAAGGAGACAGAGUCUGUGAGGAGAGGCCUGGCCCCCCGCACCUGGCUACCCACCUCCCAGGAGCUGUGUGACCUGCUGCAGGGAGCAGACAAGCCUCCCAUGGAGUCAGCCAGCCUGCCCCAGGCUGCCCAGCAGCUGGCCCCGGAGCCCUGCUCCAUCCACCUCUCAGCUGCCAGAGAUAAGAGGAAGAUUGCCCGAGUCCCCAUGCCCUACCUGGCUGCAGGUACCAAAAGGCGCCUCCCAGCCAGCAGCAGCAGCCCGCCUCCCAAAAACCAGGGGCUGGGCAGCCAGAUUUCAGAGGCCCGCGCCCCAACAGGCCAGGCGUCCAUGGUCACCAGUACUGUGCCCCCCAAGUGCAUGGCCCACAGCCCACCUGUGCAGAGUUCUCAGAAGCCCAUUCCUCCAAAAGAGUGUGGGGUCAAAGUGCCCGCCGUCACCUGUCAACGCCAUCUCAGCCUCUUUAUGGACAAGAGUCUCAAGUUCUGCUCCUCCAGCCAGGAAGCCACAGGGAAGGAGCUGAAGGUGGAGAAGGUGGUCUACCACCAGAGCCCCAGCAAGAGGAUGGGCCAGGAAGUGGCCACCAACACCUUCCACAAGAUGCAGGACCUGGAACCCGGCCCUGGAGCCGGUUUCCACAAGACCCGGGACAGCAGGGCUGUGUCCCAGGAGGUGGUGCUGGGGGGCAAGUUGACCACCCAGACCAGUUUCUCACUCCAGCGCCCAUACAGCCCCCCAGGGGAGGAUCCUUUGCAAGGGGCUGCCCUGUACCAGUGCCUCAAAGAGCACCUGCUCACCCAGGCCCAGCGCAAGGAGAAUGGAUACCCCUUUGCACACCCCACACUGCCCAGGGGUGCUGUCCUCUUCACAGCUCAGGAGAAGCAGCCCCAGGACUCCUCCUGUAGGCUGUGCUGCCGCUGUGGCACCCAGUACCUCGUGGCCCCCUCAGGCAGCUGUGUGCACCAGGAAGAAUGUCACUACCACUGGGGGCGGCUGCACCCCACUCCUGCGGCUGGGGGCUGGGAGAUUCAGUACACGUGCUGCUCGGCCCCCAUCGGCUCCCCUGGCUGCCAGGUGGCCCAGCAGCACGUGCAGGACGGCGGCCAGCAGAACCUGCAGGGCUUUGUGCAGACCUUGGCCAAAGAGCUGCCCCCAGGGGCUCACCCCGGCAUCUACGCCCUGGACUGUGAGAUGUGCUACACCACCUCUGGCCUGGAGCUGACCCGCAUCAGCAUGGUAGACAGCACCCUGCAGGUGGUAUAAGACACCUUCGUCAGGCCAGACCGCGACAUCGUGGACUACAACACCAGGUUUUCAGGAGUCACCACAGCUGACCUGGUCGACACCAGCACCUCGCUCCGGGACGUCCAGGCCACCUUGCUGACUCUCUUCAAUGCCCAUACCAUCCUCAUCGGACACAGCCUGCAGAGCGACCUGCUGGCUUUGAAGCUCAUCCACAGCACCGUGCUGGAUACAUCUGUGCUCUUCCUGCACUACCGGGGCCUCCCCUACAAGCACUCCCUUCGCAACCUCACGGCACACUACCUCGGACACGUCAUCCAGGACAGGGUGGAUGGCCACAGCUCCAGUGAGGACACCAGCACCUGCAUGUGCCUGGUCAUCUGGAAGAUGGGACAAGACGCCAAGACUGAGCAUUUUAAGGACAGGACUAUGACUUUGGGAACUGCUGUGUGA